Molecule: messenger RNA, 1540 nt
Organism: Cyanistes caeruleus (blue tit)
Lineage: Eukaryota; Metazoa; Chordata; Aves; Passeriformes; Paridae
Gene: SHLD1
Product: shieldin complex subunit 1
Biological process (GO): regulation of double-strand break repair via nonhomologous end joining
Source: RefSeq, a predicted model, not a curated record
ACUUUCCCCGUCUUUCCACUCCCUCCUCCGCCGAGCUCUGGCUGCUCGUGGGCUGCUGCAGCGCUGUUUCCCCUCGGGAGCUGGAAAAGGGGAAGAAAACGAGGCUGGGAGGAAGAGAAUCCCCUCACCUGCUGCAGUCUGGCCUUGACAAACCAUGAAGGAAGAAUGAGGGGGAAUCCUGAAGCAGCAGCAGCAGUCUGAUUGCUCCUGGACUUUGCCCAAAGGGACUGUUUGCACAUCAGUGCUCUCUCUUACCAGUGGAACCAUGGAAGGAAAGGAGAUGUCUCUGAGUCACACCUCAGAGAGCAGCAUAUUGGACCUUCCCUCUGUUUGUGACCUAGCAGAGCACUUUCUGCCUCCACACAGCUCUGAAAACAGCGAGGAGCUUUAUCCUUCUGGGGAUGUUUUUCCCUCUCCACCCACAGGAGAGAGCAAUCCAUCAUCUGCAGCUUCUGUGGGCUAUUCUGCUGAAGGCUCUGAGGAAGCAAACGUGAGAUGUUACACAAAAGCAGGGCUGUGUGAGCCCUCUGAACCUAACGAUGCUGUGCUCUCAUGGAUGUAUGAACAUGAUGGUGCAGAAGAUCCCAGGAUCCAGAACUCUCUGGAUGGCUUCUACAAAAUGUAUUGCAGAAAGCAGCCAGAGAGAAAGGAUCCGACCUACGAGGCUGCCUCACGGUGUCUGUCACAGAAGAUUUCAGAGUUGGAACAAAAGGACGGAACAAAAUACGUGUCACGUUGCCUGCAAAUGGCACAGUUGGUCUUGAACAGAGAUGGAUGUAAGAUCUUUCCAAACCAUCCCCCUUCUGCUUGCUUUUCAAAGCCAGCUGAAGGAGAAGUCCUGUUGGAAAACAGGAGGAGUAUACCUGGACUCUCAGAUGAUAUCCUGCAGUUCCUCUUGAAACACGCGCAGGCAGAAUGUAGCCCUGAUGGGUCACACGAGAAGUGAGCAAGACAUUGGUUUGUUUCUAUCAUCAAAGCUUUGCUUUCACUCCAGAAAGAGGUGACUUUCCUUGAAAGACAUUGUUCUCCAAGCACCACCUUCAGCACCAGCUGCUCCAUGGAGGGGCUCACCCACACCAGACCUUGCACCUUGUUCUCUGAAGGGCAGCACUGCAUAAGGAGCAUCCGUGUAACUGCUUUGGGAUGUGGUGACUAUUUGAGAGGGGUCAUGCAGUGUUUGCUGCUGGGACAUCAAACAUGAUAAUUUAUACCCACCAGGCUUUUAAACUGGCCUGCAUCCUUACCCUAGGUUAACAGUGGUCCAGCCCAAAUUCAGCCCUUGGGUGGGCAUGGCUGUCCAAGUGCUGUUGGCUAUGACAGACUGUUUGAAUGACCUUGGCAUGGUGUGCCCCAGCCCUACAGAGGGAAAGUUAAGAUCUUGUUCUGUACAUUUGCCCCCACGGGGUGCCUCUUAGCUCUGUGUCUUUACCUACAGACAUGUAACCCCGUAGUUCAUGACUGCAAUGCCAGGCAUUUAUUCUGUCUGAAAAAGUGUGUGUGUGCAUGAAAAAGAGAAAAUACAGCUGAGUAUGUUCUGUGA